UACUAGGUAUACUUACUUAAUUAAUAAAAUAAAAUAAAAUGACCAAGUUUUUGAUAUUCACAGCUGCUAUGUACGUUUUGAAGAAUAUUGCUGCAACAGAUGAGAAUCUCGACCCUUUAUCUGAUGAGUUCAUCAACUUCAUCAAUGCGAAUCAAACUUUGUGGAGAGCUGGUCGAAACUUUCGCCAGGGCAUUCCUAUAUCCUAUAUCAAUCUGCUAGCAGGGACAAUAAAUGACAACUCUACAAGAGAAGACGAAGUUUUGGAUGACCCACCGCCGUACGACAUUGAAAUCACUGACGCUGUUCUGCCUGAAAACUUCGAUAUUAGACAGCGUUGGCCUGAUUGUUCCGUGUUGAAUAACGUCCGGGACCAAGGAUCCUGCGGGAGCUGCUGGGCCGUCGCCGCCGUCGGUGCUAUGUCUGACCGCUUCUGCAUCAGCUCGCAAGGAAAAGAUAACUUCUACUUCGCAGCAGCGGACGUCCUCAGCUGUUGCCUCAACUGCGGAUCAGGGUGCGCUGGUGGAGUGCUGAAAAAUGCAUGGCUGUACUACAAAAGAGUCGGCAUCGUAUCAGGGGGGGAGUAUGAUUCGCAGGAUGGAUGUCAACCCUACCGAGUUCCACCAUGUGAUCAUCAUUUCGCGCCUAACACAUUGGAACCCUGUGGCCACAACGUUAAAACGCCUCUAUGUGAAUCCACCUGCCAGGAACACUAUAAGCAAAGCUAUGGCGCAGAUAAAAAGAAAUGUAAAUCUGUGUAUUAUAUAAAAAAUAAUUUUGUGUUAAAAGAUAUAAUAUACACGCGCGGUCCUGUCACGGCUACAUUCGACGUGUACGCUGACUUUCUCAAUUACAAAAGUGGUGUUUACCGGUAUGUGGCUGGCAAGUUCUUGGGUCGUCAUUCUGUGAAGCUCAUGGGCUGGGGCGUGGAAAAUGGCGUCAAGUAUUGGUUGGCAGCAAACUCAUGGAACGACGACUGGGGCAACAAAGGAUUCUUCAAAAUUUUACGCGACCAAAAUCAUUGCGGAAUAGAGAACACUAUUAUUGCUGGAAUUUAAUGUGUUAAAGUAAAAGUAGCCUAGGUACAUGAUGUGUUCUAAAUAAAAAAUAUUUUUUUAA
Ostrinia nubilalis (European corn borer) is the source of this 1116-nucleotide messenger RNA. Its product is annotated as cathepsin B-like. Bases 39 to 1055 code for a protein of 338 amino acids. NCBI's taxonomy places the organism in Eukaryota, Metazoa, Arthropoda, Insecta, Lepidoptera, Crambidae. Gene Ontology annotation, biological process: regulation of catalytic activity. The transcript has a single exon. Gene Ontology annotation, cellular component: lysosome. Gene Ontology annotation, molecular function: cysteine-type endopeptidase activity. The record is from RefSeq and is a predicted model, not a curated record.